Molecule: messenger RNA, 1782 nt
Organism: Trachemys scripta elegans
Lineage: Eukaryota; Metazoa; Chordata; Testudines; Emydidae
Gene: CCDC86
Product: coiled-coil domain containing 86
Exons: 4
Coding region: 159-782 (207 amino acids)
Cellular component (GO): nucleolus
Source: RefSeq, a predicted model, not a curated record
GCUCUUCGAUGGUGCCCCUCACAAACAUGGCACCUUACGUUGGUGUGCUUUGAUUCUGAGUACGCGUAGAUUCGGGAACGGUUCCUGUCGCUCGCGCCAAUGACGUCGCUGGCACGCUGAGAGGGACGUGGCGGGAGGCUGGAGCUGGACACGUGGGGAUGGAGCCGGCUCGGGGCUUCAGGGCCAGGAGGCGGCUGCGGAGGAGCCGGAGGCUGCAGGCGCAGGGGCUAGAGCCGGCGCCCGAGCGACGCCGGGAGGAGCCUCUGGCUCCGCUGCUCGGCCCCCAGGACGGGCAAGCAGGUGCCCCCGGGGAGCCCGGCCGCGGCGAGACCCUGGGGGUGGCACCGGCCCUGGCCCUGCAGCGGCGGAAUCCGGCCAAGAAGGACAAGGAGGCGCCGGCGGUUCCCAAGGGAAAACCUAAAUCCGGGCGGGUGUGGAAGGAUCCCGGCAAGAAGCGGUUUUCCCAUAUGAUUCAGGACAAGCCCCUCCGCACCUCCUGGGAGCGAAAGAUGAAAGAGCGCCAGGAGAAGAAAAUAGUCAAGGAUUUUGCCCAGCAUCUUCAGGAAGAAAAACAGAGGGCGCGUGAGGAGAAAAAGCAGCGCCGGGAAGAGAACUUGAAACGACGCCUGGAGAACGAGCGGAAGGCAGAGAUCGUACAAGUGAUCCGGAAUCCGCUCAAGCUGAAGCGUGCCAAGAAGAAGCAGCUACGCCGGAUCGAGAAGCGGGAUACGCUGGCAUUACUGCAGAAACGCCAGGCGCAGCGCAAAGAGGCCAAGGAGUGAGGCUGCAGCAGGGAAGGGGAAUAAAGCCUCGGGGCAGCUGAUUCUUUGGGGUCCAUCUGUCCUGACACUGCUUUUCCAGCUAUCCUGCCCACCGCCUCCUUAUGCCUCUGCUGGGGACUCCCCAUCACCUCUCCUCCCUGCUGUGGGCUGAUCAGCCACACUGAGUACACGCUGCUGGCUCACACGCAAGAGCAGGGGGUUAUACAAACCCACAGUCUGCACGGCUGCUCUUAAAUGGAAACCUGCAUAGUCUUCUCUUGCACCAGCGAGGCAGGAUGCUGCAGUCCACGGCGCUGGGAAGUGUCAUAAGCCCCGAUGGGACAGGGAUGAGGUGUCCUCAUACUGCCUGACUUGGGGCAAAAAAAACAAAGACCGUGGCAGCUGAGCCAAUGUGUGAACUAGAGCCCCUGGUGUUAAAGGCCCUGAAUCCUCUUAAGCAGCACACACUCACUUGCUUGUGGAGUUGGUGGGAGCAGGGCUGGAGCAGGGAGCUGCUUCUGGUGUCUGUCUUGGCCUGUGCCUCAAUAAUUUGAUCUUCUGUUAGGAGGAACAACGUGGAAAAAGAUUUGGGUUUGUAGGGACCUGGGUUGUGGGCUGGGUGCUGUGUCUGUUGCUAUCUUAUAUUUUUAAUGGGCUGUUGCCUUGGUCUGCGGUAAAGGACAGAAGUCCCAGCUGCCCAGAGUAGGCCAAGGUUCUCUCCCAUCAAUCUGCCUCUUCCCCAGGUUUGAGGUGGGUGUUCGUCCUUCUUGCCUUAGCCAAUUGUUGGCCUUUCUGCUGAGACUAACAAUGGGAGAGUGGGUUUUUAUUUUGCUGGACUCCCAUUGGAAGUCAGCCUGAGGUGACCCACUAACUCUCUGAAGAGGUUCCUGGCAACAGCUAGGAGAGGAUGAUGAGGGUGGAUUGCUCCCAACCACGUCAUGGCUGUAUGUGAGAAGGGAUUUGUUGAUCCAUGCAGAAAUAUUGCUCUGGCCAAAGAAAUGAAACCGAAAAUACCAGCCAA